Molecule: messenger RNA, 704 nt
Organism: Cebus imitator (Panamanian white-faced capuchin)
Lineage: Eukaryota; Metazoa; Chordata; Mammalia; Primates; Cebidae
Gene: TRPT1
Product: tRNA phosphotransferase 1
Exons: 5
Biological process (GO): tRNA splicing, via endonucleolytic cleavage and ligation
Molecular function (GO): tRNA 2'-phosphotransferase activity
Source: RefSeq, a predicted model, not a curated record
GCACCCUGCUUGCCUGCAGAUGGCUUCGUGCCCCUGGGCGCCCUCCUGCAGUUGCCCCAGUUCCGCCUCUUCUCUGCUGAAGAUGUGCAGCGCGUGGUGGACACCAAUGGGAAGCAGCGGUUCGCCCUGCAGCCAGGGGAUCCCAGCACUGGCCCUCUCAUCCGGGCCAACCAGGGCCACUCCCUGCAGGUACCUGAGUUGGAGCUGAUGCCCCUGGAGACACCACAGGCCCUGCCCCAGGUGCUAGUCCAUGGUACAUUCUGGAAGCACUGGCCAUCCAUCCUACUUAAGGGCCUGUCCUGCCGGGGAAGGACGCAUAUCCACCUGGCCCCAGGACUGCCUGGAGACCCCGGUGUCAUCAGUGGCAUGCGGCCACACUGUGAAAUAGCUGUGUUCAUCGAUGGACCCCUGGCCCUGGCAGAUGGAAUACACUUCUUCCGCUCUGCCAAUGGAGUGAUUCUGACUCCAGGGAAUACUGAUGGCCUCCUGCUUCCCAAGUACUUCAAGGAGGCCCUCCAGCUACGCCCUACCCGAAAGCCCCUUUCCUUGGCUGGUGAUGAAGAGACAGAGUGUCAGAGUGCCCCCAAGCACAUCUCCAGAGGAAGGAGGAGGAUCCAACAAUAAAAUAUUAAUUUAUAAAAAAGAAAAUUUAAAAAGUAACAAGAAAGAAACUCCAGUUCAAAACCAUGCUUCAUCAUCCCGUA